AUGGAUGGGAAUCUGACAAAGAUAUCCCUGAAUUACCAGAAAGCAUGUUAUGUCUCAUUACACCAGAUUCACAGAAUACAGCAUGAAGCACUUCUGACCAAAUCAGACUCUACAACAGAAAAAGCCAGCAGAGAAGUUUUCAAAUGCUCUUCAUCACUAGAAGGAGAUGAAGAACAAAAAUCAAGAUCAUCAAAAGAGGUAGGAGGAGAAGGGAUUCUGAUGAUUACCAACUCACCAGGUAGUAAGUCAGAUGAUGCUGAAGAUGAUCAAAUUCAUGAAGGAAGAAUUCAUCCAGAUUUUGAUAUGCUACAAGAGACAGCACAAGAACAUUAUGCAAAAUCACAUAUUGCUGGAAGAAUUCAUGAAGAUGCUAGAGAUCAUUAUGAAGAAGCUCAAUUUGAUGGCCUUGAAAUUGAAACAACUGAAGUAAUACAUCAUAAUGAAUCCCAUAUCACUGGUACAUCUCUCUCAAGAACUGUUUUAGUUGAUACUUACUCAAAACAAACAAAAUCAGAAAGUUCAGUUAAUGUUUCUUACAACUUAGAACAUGAAAAAACUGAUGUUGAAAUUUCUAAGCCUGUGGAGUUGAAUGUUGAUUUUGCAUGUGGAGGAAAUUAUGUGGCGGCGAUGAAAGCUUCCCAUGCAAACCCUAGUGGGGCAUCUAAUGUAAACCCUAGUUCGGCCGAUAAGGGUUUGUUGAACAAUCAGAUUGGUGCGCAAGGUAGUCAGAAUGUCCGAAAGGAAUCAGGUAAGCCUCCAUUAUCUUAUGCUGAUUCUAUUGGGGCAUCUAGUUCCAGGAAGGUCAAUUUUCGAACUCUUGCUAGUCCGGUAGCUCAUGAGGGAUGUGAUGUUGUUUUGCCGAAAGAAUCUGUUAGAGUUGUUAAAGAUAAGCUUGCUAAUACGUUAUAUGGAUACUUCCUUGGUGAUCGUGUUGCAUACCCGGUAGUCGAAUACUUCGUGAGGAAUAAUUGGAAGAAAUUUGGCCUUCAAAAGUCUAUGAUGAAUGCGAGUGGUUUUUUCUUUUUUAAGUUUGCAGAUGAAAUUGGUAUGAUGAAUGCUAUGAAAGAGGGUCCUUGGAUUAUUCGUUCGCAACCUCUAUUUCUUAAUGUAUGGUCCCCAUCUUCGAAACUAGAAAAAAAGGAAGUUAAAACUGUGCAACUUUGGGUUAAAAUACACGAUGUACCUCUUGCUGCGUAUACAGAGGAUGGAUUAAGCAUGAUUGCAACGGCUAUUGGUAAUCCUAUGGUUUUAGACACGUACACUACCUCAAUGUGCUUAGACUCUUGGGGUAGGAGUAGCUUUGCUAGAGCUUUGGUUGAGAUCUCGGCUGACAAUGAGUUCAAAGAGGAAAUUGUGAUUGCAGUUCCAGAUUUGGAAGGGGAUGGAUUUGUUAAGGAAAAGGUGUAUGUGGAGUAUGAAUGGAGCCCUCAUCGAUGCUCCUUUUGCAAGGUGUUUGGGCAUAAUGAUGGGGCUUGCCCGAGACAAGUCAGGCAGGUCACGAAGGGUCCGGCUACUAUUCAAAAAGCUCAUCAAGUAUCUAAUUCUAAAGUGCCUUCGAAAAAACCAGUGGUAGACAAAGACGGGUUCAUGGAUAUGGAUGCUAGGAAAACGGCAAAGAGAACGGGGUUUCCGGUUAAUAAGCAAAAACAGAAGUUUGAAUAUCGUUCGGUUGGGUUAAAAACUAGUGGAGGAGCUAAUAAAUCAACCCCAAAAUCUAGCUUUACCUCAAACAAUCCCUUUGACGUGUUAAAUGAUUCGAGGAAUGACCAUGAAGCUGGUGGAAGUGGAGCAGGGGAUGAUAAAGACGAAUCGGAUGAUGACGAGGUACAGGAAGUAUAUAAUGAGACGGAUGAAUUUCUUGUCAGUGACUCUAGGAAACCUGAAACUAAACAAGGGGCAAGCACUCCUUUUUCGGCGGUUAACAAUGAGUCGCAUGUUGAUGUUAGUAGACUGAGUCAUGUGUGCAUAUCUGUGUUCCGUUCCUGGGAUUGGACGUCCAAUGGGGCUCGCUGUAGCAAAGGUACGAGGAUUAUUAUAGGAUGGAAUCCAGCCGUUUUUGAUGUUAUGGUGUUGUCUCAGACCGAUCAGGUUAUUCAUUUACAACUCUUUUUCAAGAAGGAUAACAAAAUAGCCUUUUGUUCGGUUGUUUAUGCGGCUAAUUAUUAUGUGACCCGUAGGGAGUUAUGGCACCAUUUGUCUUUGUACAAAAUAUUUGUUGGCAAUAAUCCAUGGUUUCUAAUGGGAGAUUUCAACUCCGCGUUAAACCUAGAAGAUAAAUCAGUGGGGGCCUCAUCUGUUUCUCUUAGUAUGAAAGAAUUCCAAGAGUGUGUGAAUGAUAUUGAAAUGUUUGAUAUUAAUCGGUCCGGUCUCCAUUUUACAUGGAGCCAGAAGCCCAAGAAGGGGAUUGGUUUGCUGAAAAAGAUCGAUAGAGUACUUGGUAAUACCCACUUCGUAAGUAAUUUUCCGAAUGUUGUUGCUCUUUUCCAGCCGUAUCGGCUCUCGGAUCAUUGCCCCUGUGUUUUAAAGCUCCCAAAUGCUGGUAUUUUGAAACCUCGGUCAUUUAAAUUUGCUAAUUUUCUGGUGUUUAAGCCUGAAUUUUUAGAUAUUGUGAAGCGGGUAUGGGAUACUAGAGUUAAUGGAGUGCACCAGUUCUGUGUUGUAAAACGUCUUCGGCUUCUGAAAAAACCUCUUCGUGCACUGUUAUUUAAGCAAGGUAACUUGCAUAAAAAAGUUGAAAGUCUCCGGGAGAAGCUUGAUGUCAUUCAGAGUUCUAUUGAUAAACAACCGAAUAGUGAGAUUCUUCGGGUUGAAGAAGCUACUUUAAGUGCUGAAUACCAAGAAGCUUUAUUGGAUGAGGAGCGUUUUCUGAAACAGAAAUCCAAAGUGGACUGGUUGAGGGCUGGGGAUAUGAACAUGGCUUUUUUUCACUCUUCGCUAAAAAACAAAAAUCAUCGUAGCCGUAUUGAUGUUAUUCGUGAUACUGGGGGUGUUAUCUUUGAGGGCAAUCAGGUUCAUCAAGCUUUUGUCGAUCAUUACGAGAAGUUUUUGGGUUGCCGGGGCGAUACGUCGCUAAAUCCGGCUCCGGAUUUAUUUUCUAAAGUCUUGGAUCCGAAUGUUGCUACUCAUAUGUGUAGACAGGUGACUGUAGAUGAGGUAAAGAAGGCUAUGUUUUCUAUUGGCAUUGACAAGGCUCCUGGUCCAGAUGGGUUUACUGCAGCUUUUUUCAAGAGUGCGUGGCCUAUUUUUGGUAAUGAUGUCUCAAGGGCUAUUAUUGAUUUUUUUGAUACAGGGAAUCUUCUUCGAGAGUUAAAUCACACUCUUAUUGUGCUAGUGCCAAAGGUUCCUUCCCCAUCGGUUGUGACUGACUUCAGGCCGAUAGCUUGUUGUAAUGUCAUAUAUAAAUGCAUUAGCAAGAUAGUUGCGGAAAGAGUGAAGGUGGCAUUGAAUAAUAUUGUCAGCAUAAACCAAUUUGCUUUUGUACCAGGAAGGAAGAUUUCUGACAAUAUUCUGUUAACCCAAGAAUUGAUGCACAAUUAUCAUAGAAAUUCUGGUCCCCCAAGAUGUGCUUUUAAAGUAGAUAUCCAAAAGGCCUAUGAUACGGUUGAUUGGAGGUUCCUUAAAAAUAUCUUGCUUGGUUUUGGGUUUAGCAUCAAGAUGGUCAAUUGGAUCAUGGUUUGUGUCUCUACUGCAUCGUACUCUGUUUGUGUCAACGGUAAUGUGCAUGGGUAUUUCAAAGGUAAUCGGGGGCUUCGCCAGGGAGAUCCGCUUUCCCCAUAUUUAUUUACUCUUGUCAUGGAGACGAUUUAUUCCUUUUUGCCAGAGGGGAAAUUGCUUCGGCUAGAUGUAUUAUGA
Messenger RNA from Helianthus annuus (common sunflower), 3852 nucleotides. RefSeq lists its product as uncharacterized. The transcript is spliced from 3 exons. The record is from RefSeq and is a predicted model, not a curated record. The coding region runs from base 1 to 3852 and encodes 1283 amino acids. Lineage: Eukaryota; Viridiplantae; Streptophyta; Magnoliopsida; Asterales; Asteraceae.